AUGUACAAACACGUCCUUGAGCAGUGGGCACGUCAGCCAGCGCCCAGCGAAGGAACGACGCCUGAAAGGAAGACGGCGGGUUCGCUCUUGGACGCUUCGGUGAUGGACUCGGGAGGUCGCCGCGAGGUGGGGUUCGCCUUGGAUCGGACUCGUCCCUCCUUGCAACCGAUGGACGACUCUAGAAGGGACGUGCCCUUGGUCACGUCAGUGUACGAACAACCCAACAACAACGUACCGGGCCAACAAGGAAGCCGACGUGCCCCAGGGGCUGUACAUGUUGUUGCUGGAACACCUACGCGAGCGUACGUACCUGGUGGAAGUCGAGGAGCGACGCCUGUUCAAUCGAUGAGAACGCCGACGAGAGGAAGUGGAACGCCGACGACGGACCCAGCCUUACAGGCUCUCAUCAUGGACGGUCUCGCCCAAUUGCUACAGAGGGCUGGGGUGACGAACGGAACGCCGGUGCCGUCACCAAGACCUCAAGCUACAGGACACGUACCAAGUACUGUGCCGACGCCGACCCGACCAAUGACGUCUUCAGUGAUGGGGUACCAAGGACCUAUGACCCCGAGGAUGAGGGAUCAAACGCCGGUUUCGACACCUAGCCGAAUGCCGAUGCCGCUAUUCUUUCGUAUGGGGGCGUGUCAAUUCCUAUGGCUGAUUCCACGUGAAACGGUGGAGGUGGUGGAACGCCCCAACGGAUGGGCUGCUGCUGGAGCGAUACCCGCGUGGUCUGCUGCGUCUGCACGGCAGACACCUGCCAGCCCCAGAAGCGGAACGUACGGAUUGCCGUUCCAAAGAACGUCUCCUAUGAAUGUUGCGACGUUUCAGGGACGAUCAGGAGCGCUAGGACAAGAAGGGAACGUGGGUGCUAAAGGAGGAAGGUACGCACCUAACGCAGUACCUCCGCAAGGGCAAGUGACGAGUCCGUACUACGACCAAGGAGUCCGCAAUGGCUCGCACGGGUCAGGGAGAGGUGCUCAGCAGGACGUUCCGAUUGUUGGUAUCCCGACCGAAUUACGGAACGCUGUGAAAGUUAUCGUCGCGUCCUACUCAGAGACGGCCACGUACGAAAUGGCGGCCGCGUUCUGGCGUUCCUUCGAGAAGUGUACGCUUAGUUCAAUAACACGCACACAGUGUUACCAUUGUAACGAGUUGCUAUUCCUCCUGCCCGACUCGCUGGGCAAAUCGUAUAGUUUAUGUGCCUGCUGCGCUGUCUGUCCCUAG
This is a messenger RNA of Phytophthora infestans T30-4, 1227 nucleotides long. RefSeq lists its product as uncharacterized. Lineage: Eukaryota; Oomycota; Peronosporomycetes; Peronosporales; Peronosporaceae. The coding region runs from base 1 to 1227 and encodes 408 amino acids. The record is from RefSeq and is a predicted model, not a curated record. The transcript is spliced from 2 exons.